UUGCAAUGUCAAAUAAAAAUGAAGUCAGAAAAAGAUCUUCAGAUGAAAUAGAUGCGCAAAAGUUAUUCGAACAAUUUGCGCCUUCACUAUAUUUUGAAAAUCCCAAAGUGUCAUUAAAAAAUGAAUGGUUUAUUAUAGCUGAGCAGACUGUACCUUGUACACGAGAUUCCUUUUGGCAAACCAUAAAUCAUUGGAUAGUUGAGCCUCAAUUUGCUAUCCCACCCAUCGAAAAAGCAAAUAUCAUCUCACGAACACAGUCCGAAGACAAUCAUGAUAACUGUUUUUCUCAGGAACCAACAGAGUCCAUCAUUCGAGAACUAAUCCCAAAACGUAAAUCAAAAGAUAAAAUAUUAACAGAAAAUGUAACUUACUUUGAAAAUGAUAAAGAAUGUCGAGUUAUAUUUCAACCUAAAGAGUUACAAGAAAAUAAUUUACCGUUUUAUUAUCCAAAAGUUAAAGCUUAUAGUUUUGUAUACGAUUCUGAGUCAAAUGUUGAUUCUGAAGAAAGAGAUAAAGAAGAACAAGGGACACUUCGAUUAGAAAUAAUUCCAUUUAAUACAAACCAAGUGGCGGUACUGGAUACAAAAAUGCAAUAUGCUCUCAAAACUAUUUUACAUAAAUUAUUUAAAUGGUGUAUUCAAAAAAGAUUAGGCUAUAAGAAAAAGGGUCAUCAUGAUGUAUUAGUACCAAAGGAAGCCUAUCAAACAAUGUAUCAAACUAUGAAAACAAAAUAUGGUCCACAGCUAGUAGCGAAUUGGACAGAAAAAACAGAUCCUAAAAAAUUUGUUUAUGAAGAUAUUGCAAUUGCAAGUUAUUUACUUUGUCUUUGGAAAGAAGAAGAAAUCAAAAAUAAAAGAAAACCUACUUUUGUUGAUCUUGGUUGUGGAAAUGGUUUAUUAACUUUUUUAUUAGUCAGUGAGGGAUAUGAAGGGUAUGGAAUAGAUAUUGCUAGUCGCAAAAUUUGGUCAGCAUUAUGUAAAAAUCAAAAAAAGAAUAUGCUUAGAGUGGAAACAUUAUAUCCAGCAGAGACUGUAUAUCCAGAAGCCGAAUGGCUAAUCGGCAAUCAUGCAGAUGAGUUGGUGCCAUGGAUUCCAAUUAUUGCUUCCAAGUCAGGAGAAGAUUGCAAAUUUAUAGUAAUCCCAUGUUGUUUCUAUGGCCUUGAUGGGACUCGUUCAAUAUCGCUCCCAAAUACAAAGGACGUGGGCAAGUAUAAAGCUUAUACUGAUUAUAUUACAGAUAUUGCAACAAAAGUAGGCUAUAAAUGUGAACAAGAUUGUUUAAGAAUACCAAGUACGAAAAAUAUUGCAAUUGUUGGUCGAACUAAACAAAAAGUCAAUGAUAUCAAUAUUGAAUUAGUAAAAUCAAUUGAAGUUGCAAGUAGAUUAUUUAUACCUCGUAAAACAGACCGAGAAAAAGAAGAAAUAAGACAGGAGAAUAAGAAGCCAAAAUUAGAAAAAUGAAAGCUUGCUUCUUUUUUUUUUAACGAAUUAAAGA
Molecule: messenger RNA, 1494 nt
Organism: Cokeromyces recurvatus
Lineage: Eukaryota; Fungi; Mucoromycota; Mucoromycetes; Mucorales; Mucoraceae
Exons: 11
Coding region: 6-1460 (484 amino acids)
Biological process (GO): tRNA methylation
Molecular function (GO): tRNA (uridine) methyltransferase activity
Source: RefSeq, a predicted model, not a curated record